GAGUGUGACAAGAGGAGAGAAGGAGAGAAAGAGGACGUCUCUGUGUGUACAAGCUGGACUGCAAAGAUGACUGACGCAAAAAGCACAUCAUCCGUGGAGGUGUCAGAGGGGAAGUUAAUUAAGAAGGGUUCCAUCAAGAAGAAGAUUGAAUCGUUAAGGCGAUGGAGUUCAGCUAGCAUAAAGAGGCAUCCAAAGCCCAAGGCCAAGAGCAUGAGUCUAUCUUCCCCCGUGGGAGACCCGGAAGACAUCUGGCUGCAAGACGGAGAGAGGAGAAAGCUGCGACCCAUCGUUGACUCAGUCUUCGGACAGGACAGAGAUCUACGACCAGAGGAAAUGGAAGAGCUGCGUGAGGCCUUCAGGGAGUUUGACAAAGACAAGGAUGGCUUCAUCAGCUGUAAGGACCUGGGUGAAUGCAUGAGGACUAUGGGAUACAUGCCGACAGAGAUGGAAUUGAUAGAACUCAGCCAGCAGAUCUGUGGCGGCAGAGUGGAUUUUGAGGACUUUGUUGAAUUGAUGGGUCCCAAGAUGCUCGCUGAGACUGCAGACAUGAUUGGAGUCAAGGAGCUGAGAGAUGCCUUCAAAGAGUUUGACUCUGAUGGCGAUGGUCAGAUCAGCCUUGCAGAGCUGAGGGAAGCCAUGAAGAAACUAAUGGGGGAGCAGCUAAACCACCGCGAGAUGGAUGAGAUCCUGCGAGACGUUGACCUCAACGGGGAUGGAGAGGUGGACUUUGAAGAGUUUGUGCGAAUGAUGUCUCGCUGAUUCAUCACCAAACCUCACCCAACUGCACUCAACACAACAUGGACCAGACUGCACACUGUUAAUGUUCUUGUAAUUCUUCUUGAUGUACAAAGACUUGUUGUUUGUUGUUUUCUGUUUUCUGUUACUUCCACCAUUUCUCAAGUAUAAGAGAAUCCCUUUUAAUGUGUCACUGUUGUGUGAAUAUAUAUUAACAUGUAAUGAGAGAUUAUAGAGUAAAGACUCAGCAACGUGAUGGUUUUAACCAAAGCUUCUCUUUAGAGGUUAAUUUAAACUUGGAUAUAAUUGAACUGAGAAUCCCAAACCAGCAACAAGUGUGUGUGUGUGUGUGUGUGUGUGUGUGUGUGUGUGUGUGUGUGUGUGUGUGUGUGUGUUAGGGAUAGGAUUAACUCUAACCCUAAAUGUAGGCGUUGUGUGGCCACUGAUUUCCGAGAGUUAUUUUAUUUUAUGUGAGCUGACACAUUAAAUAUGCAGUUUCCUACAUUACCUGACUUGCAUCUAGAGUUUGUUUGAACUAAGUAAUAACUCAUUAAAAUGAGGAUUUGUUUUCACAACAUCUUAAAUUCUAACUUCAAUUCAACCGUUAGGAAUGUGAU
Messenger RNA from Cyclopterus lumpus (lumpfish), 1352 nucleotides. It is a transcript of the gene cabp2a, whose product is annotated as calcium binding protein 2a. Lineage: Eukaryota; Metazoa; Chordata; Actinopteri; Perciformes; Cyclopteridae. Gene Ontology annotation, molecular function: calcium ion binding. The record is from RefSeq and is a predicted model, not a curated record. The transcript has 7 exons. Bases 67 to 759 code for a protein of 230 amino acids.